AUGCCUCUACCUCCUCCCUUGCCUUUGAUGAUGUCGAUAGAUCACUAUUCCAGCACGACUCCGUUCUCCUCUCCCACAGCAAAUACACUCUUCUCUCACACAAUACUCCUAUCGCCGCAAAAUGGAAACAAACUCUUGCGCACAAAUAAACAGAGCACACCGCAAAGAAUGGCCGACGGGAUAUACAAAGGAAGUUACCGCGCGUUUUGGGGGGGAGGAGAGCGCGGACAGAACUUGAUUGAAGAGGAAGACGUCUGCAAAUUAAGCUCGAAACUGAGAUGUUUUAGAUGCUGUGAGCUAAUUAAGCUGACAUCCGCCAGACUCAUCUCUUGUUCGCGUAAUGGUAACCAACCUGUUGCUAUUGAUGCCAGCUUUGAAGACGAUAUUAUUUUAACUCAAACGGUUUCUCCUCGUGCUACCAACUAUGAUGUGUUCCUUAGCUUUAGAGGAGAAGACACUCGCCACAAUUUUGCAAGUAAUCUUUACAAAGGACUUCGAAAUGCGGGCAUUCACACUUUUAUGGAUCAUGAACUUCGAAAAGGAGAACCAAUCUCACCGGUUCUUCUAAGAACUAUAGAGGAAUCAGAAAUAUCUGUAAUUAUUUUCUCUGAGAAUUAUGCUUCUUCAACUUGGUGUGUGGAUGAGCUUGUUCAUAUAUUAGAAUGCAAGCGUAAAUUUGGAAGGGUUGCAAUACCUAUUUUCUAUGAUGUAGAUCCCUCAGACGUACGCAAACAAAAUGGGAAUUUUGGAAGAGGAUUUGAUGUAUUGAAGCAAAGAUUUAAAGACAACCAACAAAAAUUGCAAAAGUGGAGAAAUGCUUUAUUCCAAUCCACAGGUCUCUCUGGAUGGGAUUCUCACAGCACCAGACCUGAAUUCAAACUUAUUGAAGAGAUUGUCAAGGAUAUUUUGAGGAAGUUGAGCUAUGCGUCAUCAUCUCAUCUUGAAGGACUCAUUGGCAUUGCUCGACAUAUUAAAAACAUUCAAAGGCUUCUGAGUGAGGCUCGCAUUGUGGGAAUAUGGGGUAUGGGCGGUGCUGGUAAGACCACAAUUGCUAAAGCCAUAUUUCAAGAGUUGAAAGCUCAAUUUGAUGCUUUCUCCUUUAUUGAAAAUGUCAAAGAGCAAUUAAAAAGAAUUAGUUUGGAUGAGUUGCAGAAGAAUUGCCUCAAAGAAUUAUUAAAAGAUGAGGAUAUUAGCAUCUAUGAAAUAAAAUCCACUUUUGUGAAAAAUAGGCUUCAGAACAAAAAAAUUCUUCUUAUACUUGAUGAUGUGGACAAUUCAAUAGUAGCGGUAGAUUUAACCAAGGUACUUGAUUGGUUUGGAGAAGGAAGUAGAAUUAUUAUCACAUCAAGGGACAUGCAAGUGCUGAAGAAUGCUUCUGCGGCAUUUUCAACAUAUCAUGUUCCGGAUUUGGAUUUUGAAGAUGCUUUUCAUCUCUUCAAUUUGAAAGCAUUCAAGCGAGAUGAGCCAUCUAAAGGUUACAUGGAGUUAUCAAAAUCAGUAGUGGAAUAUUGUCACGGAAACCCAUUAGCCCUAGUAGUGCUGGGUUGCUUCCUCUAUGGCAGACAAAAAGAAGAGUGGGAAAGUGCUUUGGAAAAACUAAAUCAAGCUCCACCCAAGGACAUUGUUGAUGUUCUGAAGUUGAGUUUCGAUGGACUUGAUGACAAACAGCAGAAUGUGUUUCUUGACCUAGCAUUCUUAAUCAAGCAAGGAGUUCGUAUUUCUAUGAACCUAAUG
Molecule: messenger RNA, 1734 nt
Organism: Neltuma alba
Lineage: Eukaryota; Viridiplantae; Streptophyta; Magnoliopsida; Fabales; Fabaceae
Product: TMV resistance protein N-like
Exons: 5
Biological process (GO): defense response; signal transduction
Molecular function (GO): ADP binding
Source: RefSeq, a predicted model, not a curated record